This is a messenger RNA of Magnusiomyces paraingens, 1779 nucleotides long. RefSeq lists its product as uncharacterized. Gene Ontology annotation, biological process: maturation of SSU-rRNA. Gene Ontology annotation, cellular component: 90S preribosome; nucleus. The transcript has a single exon. The record is from RefSeq and is a predicted model, not a curated record. Bases 1 to 1779 code for a protein of 592 amino acids. Lineage: Eukaryota; Fungi; Ascomycota; Dipodascomycetes; Dipodascales; Dipodascaceae.
AUGAAACAAAUUAAAGAUGACAGGAGCCAUAAAACUGGUCUCAAUAACAAGAAAAAAAAUUUGCUUUGGCAGAUUGAUUUUCUUGAAGCAAAGCUAAAUCAAAGCGUCGAAAGUACUCGUCUUAAGAGUACUAAAGCUGCUGCGGACCGUGAAAUUCGACGACAUAAAUAUAAGCAACGUGCUCUUAAGAGAGAAGCUGCUGCAAAAGACCAAGACAAUGAAACUGAUGAAAACAAAAAUGAUGUGCAGGAAAAUAAGCCAAGCGAAACUCUUGAAAUUCAACGUAAGGCAGAGUUACAGGCACAGAUUAACGCCCUUAAAAAACAGCUGGUAGAGCAAAAAAUCCACCAUGGAAUAAUACAAAUCCAACGUGCUCUUAAAAAGUCAAAAACUUUAGAAGUUUUAAAAGUAGGAAAAGCUUUAAAACGUCUUCAUAAUGAUGAUAGUAACACACCGGAAGAAGAGAAUAUUAAAGAAGCCGAACUAGAGAAAAAAUUAAAGGAUCUAAAGUCUGUUAAUAUAGUAGAGCUUUCGCCAAUAAUUGUUAAACGUCAUUUAUACAAUAUUUAUAUCAACCAAGAAAAUAGCACCAAUGAUUCUGAAAAAACCAUAAAAGAUUUACCACCAUGGAUUCCUGAAUCUAUCUUGAAAACAGAUGACUCAUUUAAACUUUCUAAAGAUAUCGACAAUAAUUACCAGCAUUUCAGUAAUUUAAAAAGUGUAACAUCUCAGUUAGAGGAGCUUGUUGGAGUUAUCAAUUUUGCUGUUGGCCUUGGCGAAAAGGUUAAACGUGGUGAUGGUAAUGACAAGGAAGAAAAAAAGUCUGAAGAUGAUGAAAAUGAAAAAGAAGGUGAUGAUGAACAACAAGAUAGUGAUAAUGAAGAUCAAACUGAAGAUGUCGAUUCAAUUGAAUACCAUGGAAGACCCCUUGUUUUCAGUGAUGAUGAAGAUGAAGAAGACAAUAUUGCCAAUGUCGAUAUCGAAAAGCUGAAAAAGGAUAAAAAUGUUAUUACCAAUACAUCUACAUUAAACUACGAUGAUAUUUCUGAUAGUGAGGGAGAUGAGCAGUUCUACAAUGAAAUUUUAGAGCCCGAAUCUGACAAUGAUGAAAAAGAAGAGGAAAGCGAAGAAGAAGAAAGUGAAGAAGAAGAAGAAGAAAGUGAAGAAGAAGAAGAAGGUGGGUUUUUUGAAGAAUUAGAUGAAGACAUCGACAGCACAGAAUCAAAAAAGAGAAAAAGAAGUAAAGACGGCGAAGAAGAUGACUCCAAGUCUAAUAAAGAAAAGAAAGAUAAAAAGGAAAAGAAAGAAAAGAAAGAAAAGAAAAAGAUUGUCUUACCUGCAUUAUUAAAUACAUUCAUUGGAGCUUCUGAUGAUGAAGAGGAUAUGGAGCUUCAGCGUGAACUAAAAGAAAUGGAUGAAAUGGAAGGCAUUGACUCCAAAACUGGUAAAAAAAAGAAUAGACGUGGUCAGCGAGAGCGCCGAGCGAUAGCUGAACGCAAGUAUGGUAAAAAUGCCAACCAUCUGAAGACUGAGCGCGAUAAGUAUCAAGCGAAGCGUGCUCAGCUUCAGGCAGAAUACGAAGCACGUGAAGCAAAGAGACAAAAGACUGGUAAGCCAAGUAAAGAGUCAUCUAAAGAUGCUGCUGCUGCUGCCAAAGAAGCUGAGCAGAAAAAGCUUGAAAGUAAACCUCUUCAUCCUUCUUGGGAAGCAAAGAAAAAGCUUGCAGCGGCUGCAACAGCCCAAGUUAAAUUUGCUGGUAAAAAGAUUGUUUUUGAUUAA